This is a messenger RNA of Mauremys mutica (yellowpond turtle), 2361 nucleotides long. Its product is annotated as excitatory amino acid transporter 1-like. Gene Ontology annotation, cellular component: plasma membrane. The record is from RefSeq and is a predicted model, not a curated record. The transcript has 11 exons. Gene Ontology annotation, biological process: L-glutamate transmembrane transport. The coding region runs from base 337 to 2043 and encodes 568 amino acids. NCBI's taxonomy places the organism in Eukaryota, Metazoa, Chordata, Testudines, Geoemydidae. Gene Ontology annotation, molecular function: L-glutamate transmembrane transporter activity; neutral L-amino acid transmembrane transporter activity; glutamate:sodium symporter activity.
GAUCGGCAGAUAGUAAUCGAUCUAUUGGGGAUUGAUGCCCAUACUCCACCUCGGCAGGAGCAGUAAGCAGUGUUGAUGGGGAAACCACGGCAGUCGACUCACCGCCGUGAGGACGGCCAGAGGAGGCUGCUGAGAGUUCUGUGCUAGCGCUGGACCUUCCAAAGAAGAACACUUUGCCUUCUUCCUUUGUGCGGGAGGAAGAAGAAGAGAAUAAAUGGACUUGCAAUAACUCCCAAGAGCACAGGCACAUUUUCAGACCAGAGUCCUGCUGCCCUUCUGACACCUGCUUCAGUUUCCCAAGAACUGUGUCUUCUGGACCAGGGGCUCGAUCUGAUUAUGAGUGACCAGCGGGGCCAUGUGAACAGCCUCUUCCUGAAUGAGGAGUCAGCCAAGCGUCUCAGGUCCAACAGCCGGGUGCAGCGCUUCCAAAAGGCAGUGCAGGAGCGGGCAGCACGGGCCAAGAAGCGGAUGCACAGCAUCACCAAAGACAGCGCCAAGGGCUUCCUCAGGAGAAAUGCCUUUGUCCUCUUCACCAUCACUGCUGUCCUACUGGGGAUCAUUUUGGCCUUUGCCCUCCGACCCUACAAGAUGACCUAUCGCCAGAUCAAGUAUUUCUCCUUCCCAGGAGAGCUGCUGAUGCGGAUGCUCCAGAUGCUGGUUCUUCCCCUCAUUGUCUCCAGCCUGGUCACAGGCAUGGCCUCACUGGAUGGCAAAGCCUCUGGGAAGAUGGGGCUGCGGGCCGUAGUCUACUACAUGGUGACCACCAUCAUAGCGGUCUUCAUCGGCAUCCUCAUGGUGAUCAUCAUCCAUCCAGGCAAAGGGUCCAAGGACAAACUGCACCGGGAGGGCAAGAUUGAGCAGGUGCAAACAACUGAUGCCUUCAUGGACCUGGUCAGGAACAUGUUCCCGCCGAACCUAGUAGAAGCCUGCUUCAAACAGUACAAGACACAGUACAGCACCAGGGUCUUCACCAGAACCAUCCUCCACAGCAGCAAUGUCACAGCAGGGACCACUGCCAACUCACAGGCUUCCAUGCCUGAGAAUGUCACCGGCACCCUGGAGAACGUCACACGCACCCUUAGGAGCCUGCAGGAAGUGCUGAGCUUUGAGGAAACCAUCCCCAUCCCCGGCUCAGCAAGCGGGGUGAAUGCGCUGGGCCUGGUGGUGUUCUCCGUGUGCUUUGGCCUGGUGAUUGGCAGCAUGAAGCAGAAGGGACGGGCCCUGCAGGAGUUCUUCAACUGCCUCAACGAAGCCAUCAUGAGGCUGGUGGCCAUUAUCAUCUGGUAUGCCCCAGUCGGGAUCCUGUUCUUAAUCGCUGGCAAGAUUCUGGAGAUGGACGACUUAGCCGUGAUGGGGGGCCAGCUGGGAAUGUACACGCUCACCGUCAUCGUGGGGCUGCUCAUACACUCCCUGUGUGUCCUGCCGCUGCUGUACUUCAUCGUCACCCACAAGAACCCAUGGGUGUUCAUCGCAGGUCUUCUGCAGGCCCUCAUCACAGCACUGGGCACCUCUUCAAGCUCGGCCACGCUCCCCGUUACAUUCAGGUGCUUGGAAGAAAACAACGGGGUGGACAGACGCAUCACCAGGUUCGUUCUGCCCGUAGGCGCAACCAUUAACAUGGAUGGCACAGCUCUAUACGAGGCCCUGGCAGCCAUCUUCAUCGCACAAGUCAACAACUACGAGCUUGACUUCGGGCAAAUCAUCACAAUCAGCAUCACUGCCACUGCAGCCAGCAUUGGAGCGGCAGGCAUCCCCCAGGCAGGCCUGGUGACCAUGAUGAUUGUGCUGACAUCGGUGGGGCUGCCAACCGAGGACAUCACACUAAUCAUUGCGGUGGACUGGUUUCUGGACCGUCUGAGAACCACCACCAAUGUGCUAGGGGACUCCCUGGGAGCCGGGAUUGUGGAGCACCUGUCUCGGCAUGAGCUGGAUGCACAGGACAGUGAGCUUGGGAAUUCUGUGAUUGAGGAGAAUGAGAAGCCCUACCACCUGAUCUACCAGGCGAACACCCACAAGCACCGCAGCAGCGAGACAAUCAUGUGACGCCAGGUAGCAGGGUUCAGAUUGAGCCUUUAAAAAGGUCAGGACUGGAAGACAAACCUCUCAGCAGCGGGGGGAUGGAGAAAGAGCCAAGCAGAAGCAAACUCUCCUCCCCCCCCCCCAUUUCCCCACGCAGCCUCUUUUAAACCUAAGCUACAGAGAAAACAAAGACUUAACCCUUUCCUCACCUAGAGAGUUGGAUGUUCAUUGUGACCCUCCUAUUAGAGAAGCAGGACUGAGAGAUCCUGGCUUUGUGGCCCCACCCUGGACUAGACUAGGAGUGGGAGGAUGAUAGUAUUUAGAUUAGUAACUGUUUCUCCU